AUGUCUCUAAUCAUCGAAGAUGGAGUCAGAUCCUUCCUGCAAGCAAAGUGGCUACUUUCGGCGCUUCUGGCAUACAUAAUCUGGAUCACGGCCAUCUAUCCUUUCCUGCUAUCACCAGUGAAGCACAUACCAGGGCCAUGGUAUGCUCGCAUCUCGAAGCUUCCUCUAGGCUAUGCAACGUUUCAAAAGCGACGAACGGAGUAUGUCACAAGUAUUCUCAAUCGUUAUGGCCCGGUCGCUGUGAUCGCUCCUGAUCAGAUACACACUACAGAUGAUGUAGCCAUGAAGGCUAUCUACGAUAAAACGGCAAUCAAAACGUCUUUCUAUUCAUCCAUGGGCCGAUGGAAGGGCGUCACGUCUACACUAGGCUUCUUGGACUAUGCAUCAGCAGCGCCUUCGCGUAACAACCUCAUACAAUGCUUCCAAAACAAGAACCUUGCAACUCUCGUAGAGAACAUCCAGUCUCACGUUGAGGAUUUUUUGAAGCUGAUUGAUGAGAAGACGAAAAAGAACGAGGCAGUCGAUGGCGUUGUAGUCUUCCGAUUGCUUGCUUUGGACAUAGUCACAGAUGUGCUCUGGGGCGAGAGAGAUCGACUGUUACACAACUAUCAAGAAGACCAGUCCCCAAUUUUCAUCCAACGAUUCCAUGCAUUCAGCACAUGGAAUGCCAUGAAAAGCUUCAUCCCAGGAUCCGACACGUACGUCAAGUACCUGGGCAACAAAAAGUGGAAAGGCCUACGUGAUAGUUGUAACGACAUGGACCUCACAGCCAAGGAUGCAUUACGGCGCUGGGAAGCCAGCAAGGACGAUAUCAACCGAGAGAAGGACGUACUCUCCAUGUUACAGUCGAUGAACAACAAAGCAGUUGCUGUUCCGACAGAGGACAUUCCAGCAUACAUGGUAGAAAUGCUGGCGGCUGGCUCGUCAACAACAUCGCACACCGCGGCAUUUGCUUGCUGGUUGUUAGCUCGCCACCCAAAAGUUCAAGAUAAGCUGUACAAGGAGCUCUCUGUCACCUUUGGAGAUCGCAGCAAACUUGACAUCAGGCUUGCUAUGGACCUUCCACUCCUAGAUGGAAUCAUCCGAGAGACAAUGAGAAUGUACCCCAUGAUACCGGGCCCGCUCGAGAGACAUCUGGGUAAGGAUCUCAAAAUCUCAGGUUACUUGGUGCCAAAGGGCGUUAUUGCCUCCACCUCGGCGUUGAAUCAAGGCCAGCUAGAUUCUGUGUAUCCUCAGCCUAACCAAUGGCUACCAGAGCGCUGGAUUGAUGCUGAUGAGCGUAUGAAACUCAAUUGGAUACCUUUUGGGACUGGUUGUCGAUCCUGUCCAGGUUCUAAUCUUGCUUUGACCGAACUCAAAUAUAUGAUGGCGAUGAUCAUAUUGAACUUCAUUUCAGUGGUUCCGGAUAACAUGGAGAAUGACGAGUUACAUUUAGCAGACGUUUUUGCUGCCGGAUCGAAGUCAGGACACUGUUGGCUGAAGUUCGAGCGACGUGUGGUCGAACCCUAA
Boeremia exigua is the source of this 1509-nucleotide messenger RNA. Its product is annotated as cytochrome P450. The transcript has 2 exons. The coding region runs from base 1 to 1509 and encodes 502 amino acids. Lineage: Eukaryota; Fungi; Ascomycota; Dothideomycetes; Pleosporales; Didymellaceae. Gene Ontology annotation, molecular function: heme binding; monooxygenase activity; oxidoreductase activity, acting on paired donors, with incorporation or reduction of molecular oxygen. The record is from RefSeq and is a predicted model, not a curated record.